Messenger RNA from Colletotrichum chrysophilum, 603 nucleotides. RefSeq lists its product as uncharacterized. Gene Ontology annotation, cellular component: retromer complex; endosome. The record is from RefSeq and is a predicted model, not a curated record. The coding region runs from base 1 to 603 and encodes 200 amino acids. Lineage: Eukaryota; Fungi; Ascomycota; Sordariomycetes; Glomerellales; Glomerellaceae. The transcript is spliced from 3 exons. Gene Ontology annotation, biological process: intracellular protein transport; retrograde transport, endosome to Golgi.
AUGGCUUUCUUAAUACUGGUCAUUGGCGACCUGCAUAUCCCAGACCGCGCUCUUGAUAUCCCCCAAAAGUUCAAGAAGCUUCUUGCUCCAGGCAAGAUCGGCCAAACUCUCUGCCUGGGCAACCUGACCGACAAGCACACGUACGAGUACCUCCGUACCAUCGCUCCGGACCUCAAGAUCGUCAAGGGCCGUUACGAUGUCGAGGCCACAAGCCUGCCCCUAACCCAGGUAGUCACUCACGGCUCUCUACGCAUUGGCUUCCUCGAGGGGUUCACUCUUGUCUCCAACGAACCCGAUCUGCUCCUCGCCGAGGCCAAUAAGCUCGAUGUCGACGUUCUCUGUUGGGGUGGCACCCACAAGUUCGAUGCCUUCGAGUACAUGGACAAGUUCUUCGUCAACCCCGGUAGUGCUACUGGCGCCUUUACCGCAGGCUGGGGCAAGGACGGCGAGGAGCCCGUCCCAAGUUUCUGCCUGAUGGAUGUUCAAGGCAUUUCGCUGACUCUAUAUGUUUACCAACUACGCAAGGACGACAAGGGAAAUGAGAAUGUUGCGGUGGAAAAGGUGACUUACACGAAGCCCGUGGAGCCGUCUGCAACAUCAUGA